This is a messenger RNA of Camellia sinensis, 627 nucleotides long. The record is from RefSeq and is a predicted model, not a curated record. Lineage: Eukaryota; Viridiplantae; Streptophyta; Magnoliopsida; Ericales; Theaceae.
AUGGAGUUUAAGGUUUCGAAGAUAGUUAAGAGCUUGGGAAGAAGAAGAGUGUCAUCUGUGCGGAAGUGGUUUCAAGCUGAUAGGGGACCAGAUUUGUGUAUUGGUAAAAGGCUGUGGAAAACUGUGACUCCGCCAAAAAUGCAAUUCUUUGGGUGGUUAGCCUGGAGGGGAAGAGUAAAGACUUCUGAGUUUUUACAUAAGAUUGGGGUGUUGGAUGAUCAGGUUAGUGUCUUGUGUCCUCUUUGUAGUAAUGCAAUUGAAUCAAUUAGUCAUGUUUUACUUCAUUGUCCAUUGGUUUGGAGGGUAUGGUCUGAUUUAGUAAACUGGUGGGGUAUGUGUUGGGUGAUUCCAUGUACAGUUGAAGAUCUGUUACAAUGGUGGGUUGGGGUGAAACUCAAGAAGAAUGAGAGGAAACUAUGGAACUUGGUGCCUAUUGUAAUGUUGUGGUCAGUGUGGAAGCUAAGGAAUGAGAAGGUGUUCUCUGGAAGACCUCCUAAUUUUGUUGAGCUAGUAGAUCUUGUGAAGUCCAGGAUAGCUUUCUGGGCUUAUAGCAAUAUUGUAGGGAUGCAGUACUCUGUUCAAGAUAUAGUGAUUAACUUACAUCAAGUUAGACAGUGUUUGGGUUAA